Messenger RNA from Durusdinium trenchii, 957 nucleotides. NCBI's taxonomy places the organism in Eukaryota, Dinophyceae, Suessiales, Symbiodiniaceae. The record is from the annotation of a GenBank genome assembly.
CUUCUGGGUCCUCAAAUCCAGUCGUUGUGUUUGUCACCAGCUGCGAGUUUCUGACGGAAGUCGAGUCGAAGAUGUGUCAUGGACCUGGCGCGCCGCCUUCAAAGCAAGGCGAAGCUGGUGAAGCUUGGCCAAGUCGUGGCCCUUCCGGUGCGGCGAGCGUUGCAUACAGAUUAUCAUGGUAGGCUACCCAUGCCCCUCUACUCGCUCCAAGGGCCCAAAGCACGCUUGAAAGAUCUCCAGGUGGCCCUUCGCGAAAUCGAGCAGGGCGAGUCUGAAGGCACAGGCGACUCUCAUGUGGAAGAGUUGGAGUCUCUACACGAGAAGUUCAUCAACGCAGGCACGACCAAGGAGAAGCUGCGAGAGAAGAUUCAGAUGUACUUGGCUGGCGAGGUGCACAGUGAGGUGGUCGAAGCUCUUGACGCGCGAUUGCUGGCGUGUCACGAUGUGCUCCUUGAAGAUUUGUCUGAGCCCCUCUUGGAGGGCUUCCUCCAAGACGUGAAGCGCUUUCAAUCGCCCAACGAAGUCGUAGGUGGUGGAAUGGAUCAGGUACGAGAGGAGCUCUAUGGACCCACAGCCCUACCCAUCCUCACCAGUGAUGCCAAGGCGAAGGCUUGCUUCUCUGGCGCAGAGCCCAGGAGGAGGCAGCUGGUGAUUGAACGUGUUGCUUUGAACGUGGCCUAUCGAGAAUUCUUGGAGCCGCCAACUCAGAGGGCUGGGCGAGCUCGCCAGUCACGGUCUGCGAGUGGUUUGAGUGUCAAUGUGCCAAGCCUGAGUCAAUUGUAGCUUGAAUGUAGUCCUUUGCUGUUCCCAAAUAGCUAGAUCCGACAUCAGCCAAGGCUACAAUCCAGGCAUUUCUAAUUGUGUUCUUCAUGUGCGGACCAUUUCUAUUGGUGUGGUCUGGCUCCCAACCCUCCGCACUCACUCGGUGUCCUUUCAUUGCGAAGAGGUCACAACGGC